This is a messenger RNA of Labeo rohita (rohu), 3598 nucleotides long. It is a transcript of the gene tle3a, whose product is annotated as TLE family member 3, transcriptional corepressor a. The record is from RefSeq and is a predicted model, not a curated record. The transcript is spliced from 21 exons. Lineage: Eukaryota; Metazoa; Chordata; Actinopteri; Cypriniformes; Cyprinidae. Bases 553 to 2838 code for a protein of 761 amino acids. Gene Ontology annotation, cellular component: transcription regulator complex; nucleus. Gene Ontology annotation, biological process: regulation of DNA-templated transcription; negative regulation of canonical Wnt signaling pathway. Gene Ontology annotation, molecular function: transcription corepressor activity; protein binding.
CUGAUUGGCUAGCAGGAGGUGCUCUCGCAGUGGCUCAGCCCUCGUGUCAGUAGACUGUCUGUGUGUGGCACAGGGUUGCAUUGCUGGACGAAGGGGAAAUGCUCGAGCAGCGAAGAAGUACAACGUUACACUUUUAAACGUUCCAAACCUCGUCAAAUUCGGAAGUAUAUUUUUGCCAGUGUUUUCUGGGGAUUACACGAACAUUUUUUCCCGCGCCGUGGAGUUUGGCGUCUCUUUAUUUCUUUGCUUCGGAGAAGCUGAUCUCUCACCGAGUAAAGCGAGCGGACUAGAGAUGUUCGCCACCGUUCGCGUCCACCAGGAACCAUAUCUUUCUCUCAGAUAUUGAAGCGGUGAUUAACAUUUCAGAAGUUACUGGAAGCGUGGAAGCAAUUCGGCAGCUCGGACGCACAAAGACAGCGGCAGAGAUCUGAGAGGAUUUUUGCCCCCAGCGUCCAGUGGGCUUCGUGUCCGGCUGAUUUUUACAGUACAGUGGCGUGCCAGUGGACACCCCCCACCAAAUAGACCUCCAAUAAAUAAAGGAUACAUUUCAAGAUGUAUCCACAGGGCCGGCAUCCGGCGCCCCACCAGCCUGGUCAGCCAGGCUUCAAAUUCACAGUGGCGGAGUCCUGUGACAGGAUCAAAGACGAAUUUCAGUUCCUGCAAGCCCAGUAUCACAGUCUUAAAGUGGAGUACGACAAGCUGGCCAAUGAGAAGACAGAGAUGCAGCGCCAUUAUGUCAUGUACUAUGAGAUGUCCUAUGGGCUGAACAUUGAAAUGCACAAACAGACCGAGAUUGCCAAAAGGCUCAAUGCGAUUCUAGCCCAGAUUAUGCCUUUUCUGUCACAAGAGCACCAACAGCAGGUAGCACAAGCUGUUGAACGUGCAAAGCAAGUGACAAUGACCGAACUGAAUGCUAUCAUCGGGGUACGUGGACUUCCCAAUCUGCCUCUCACCCAGCAGCUCCAGGCCCAGCACCUCUCUCACGCUGCCCACGGCCCUGUGGCUUUACCUCCCCACCCUUCUGGCCUUCAGCCACCAGGAAUCCCGCCGGUCACCGGCUCUGGCUCGGGCCUGCUGGCUCUGGGAGCCCUGGGAAGUCAGCCACACUUGCCAGUGAAGGAUGAAAAAAACCACCAUGACCUGGAGCACAGAGAGAGCACGAACAACUCAAUUUCUCCAUCAGACAGCCUGCGCACAACCAGCGAGAAACACCGCGGCUCCUCCGACUAUAGCUUGGAUUCCAAGAAACGCAAAGUGGAAGACAAAGACAGCAUGAGCCGAUAUGACAGUGACGGAGACAAAAGCGAUGAUCUGGUUGUUGAUGUUUCCAACGAGGACCCUGCCACGCCCAGAGGAAGCCCUGCCCACUCCCCUCCUGAGAAUGGCAUAGAUAAGCCCCGCCCAGCAAAGAAGGACACGCCCAACAGCCCCGCCUCUGUGGCCUCCUCCGGCAGCACCCCCUCCUCUAAAAACAAGGAGCACGGCCAUAAUGACAAAUCCUCCACGCCUGGUCUCAAGUCCAACACCCCCACGCCUCGUAACGACGCCCCCACCCCGGGUACCAGCACCACCCCCGGGCUGCGGCCCAUCCUAGGCAAGCCUCCAAUGGAAGCUCUCGCCGCCCCUGCUCUGCGCACACCCCUGUCUUACCCAACUCCCUUUGCCAUGAUGAGCCACCAUGAGAUGAAUGGUUCUCUGACCAGCCCUGGAGUUUACGCCGGCCUUCACAUCUCUCCUCAAAUGAGUGCAGCCGCAGCCGCUGCCUACGGACGCUCGCCUAUGGCGGGUUUCGAGCAUCCUCAUAUGAGAGGUCCCGGCCUCCCUGCCAGCCUCACCUCAAUCUCUGGAGGGAAACCAGCCUACUCUUUUCACGUCAGCGCUGAUGGACAGAUGCAACCUGUGCCCUUCCCUCCAGACGCUCUAAUUGGUCCAGGGAUCCCACGUCAUGCCCGUCAGAUCAACACACUUAGUCAUGGAGAGGUGGUGUGUGCUGUGACUAUAAGCAAUCCCACUCGCCACGUAUACACUGGUGGCAAGGGCUGUGUUAAGAUUUGGGACAUCAGUCAGCCUGGAAGCAAGAGUCCAGUGUCUCAGCUAGAUUGCCUGAACCGGGACAACUACAUUCGGUCCUGUAAGCUGUUGCCUGAUGGCCGCACUCUUAUCGUCGGAGGGGAAGCCAGCACUCUUACCAUUUGGGACCUCGCCUCCCAGACACCCCGCAUCAAAGCCGAGCUCACCUCUUCUGCACCGGCCUGCUACGCGUUGGCCAUCAGCCCCGAUGCUAAGGUGUGCUUCUCCUGCUGCAGCGAUGGAAACAUCGCUGUUUGGGACCUCCACAACCAGACUCUUGUCAGGCAAUUCCAAGGCCACACAGAUGGUGCCAGCUGCAUUGACAUCUCUCACGAUGGCACCAAGCUCUGGACGGGUGGCCUUGACAACACAGUCCGCUCCUGGGACCUGAGGGAGGGACGGCAACUCCAACAGCAUGACUUCACAUCUCAGAUCUUUUCCCUGGGCUACUGUCCUACGGGCGAGUGGCUGGCUGUCGGCAUGGAAAGCAGCAAUGUGGAGGUUCUCCACCACACCAAACCUGACAAGUACCAGCUGCACCUUCACGAGAGCUGCGUUCUCUCUCUCAAGUUUGCCUACUGUGGUAAAUGGUUCGUGAGCACUGGGAAGGACAAUCUGUUGAAUGCAUGGAGGACUCCCUACGGCGCCAGCAUAUUCCAGUCAAAGGAAUCAUCCUCAGUCCUGAGCUGUGACAUAUCAGCCGAUGACAAGUACAUUGUUACAGGCUCUGGAGACAAGAAGGCUACGGUGUAUGAAGUGAUCUACUAGACUGAGAGGUAACAGACUGGAGCAGCUCAGGCCUCUGGAGGAGGAAGGGGGGACACACAACUUCUCACUCCAGUGACUCUCCUAGUCAAACAGACAGGAACAGCCCUUGUCUGUCUGUCUGACUGUCUGUCUCACACUCACUGACUUUUAACUGACUGACCACAGACGUGGAAGAGUGGACGCUGGGAUGAUCUGGACUUGGACACAAACGUGCAGCCCGACAGAGCCCACACACUCAGCCCAGUUCGUAUGGCACUAGAAAACACUCGAUGUUUCCUUCCUUGCUGUUUUUUUUGCUUCAAGUCUUUCUUUGUUGGAUUUUGGUUCUGUUUUUUUCCUCACUAUGCAGUGAGAACGUUCCAUAAUGCAUCGUGAAGCAGCGCUUCGUUCUGAAACUUCAUCUGUGUGGAGGGUAUGUGAAAAGUGUACAUAAUGGAGUAUUAAAAUGCCUUUUAUAGAUUUAUAUUUUGGUGUCCUGUUACACUUGUGAUGGUUCUCUUUCUCUCUCUCGCUCUCAUUCUCUCCUCGAUGCUUCGUUUCCCCUUCGAGGUUUGGAAAUUAGAUUAAGACGUUUUUUCUAUGAGGAUAUUCUAUUCCGUUUUUCCCCCCCCCUUUGAGAAGUUCAUUUUCCAAGCUGACCUUUUAUGGAAAUCUAAUUUACUUUUUCCCUCCCUCCUGAAAAACAAUUUUGAGCUAAAUCGCAUUACAGAGGCGUUUUUGUAAAAUGUCCUGUGGAAUUUUUUUUUUUUUUUUUGUUUUU